Messenger RNA from Monascus purpureus, 2119 nucleotides. Lineage: Eukaryota; Fungi; Ascomycota; Eurotiomycetes; Eurotiales; Aspergillaceae. The record is from the annotation of a GenBank genome assembly.
UAAUAAUCCUGCUUUGCCGUUGCAACUGUGGCUAAAGGCGCUGCUCAUUUCCGGCUCCAGCGCGAGCGCUCGAACCAAGCCCGACUAGUAAUUAACUAUCUGCUGCUACUCUUACUACUCCCAGUUAGAGGUCGUCCUCCGUCAAUCCCCCUCCUGCACCCCUGGAUCUCUGCGCUCUCUGCUUCCUCUUCGCCAACUUCCGUUCGUCAUCCCAAUUGACAUUCCUCCUGUCUAGGAGCUCCGUCUGUCACCAUGGCUGCCGAUAUGACCGGCGAGCAGCUUCAGGCCAAGAUCACCGCGGCCAGGCGCGAGGCCGAGGGCCUCAAAGACAAGAUCAGACGCAGAAAGGAGGAGUUGGCAGACACAACCUUGCGUCAAGUUGCGCAAAGCCAGACUGAUCCCCUACCUCGUAUCAUGAUGAAGCCACGACGAACACUCAAGGGACACUUGGCCAAGAUCUAUGCCAUGCACUGGUCGACCGACCGCCGCCAUCUAGUAUCAGCUUCGCAAGAUGGGAAGCUCAUCAUUUGGGAUGCCUAUACCACUAACAAGGUCCACGCCAUUCCGUUGAGGUCGUCCUGGGUGAUGACAUGCGCCUACGCCCCAAGUGGAAACUACGUCGCCUGCGGUGGUUUGGAUAACAUCUGCUCCAUCUACAACCUGUCGUCCCGCGAAGGCCCAACACGUGUUGCGCGUGAGCUCUCCGGUCAUUCUGGCUACCUCUCCUGCUGUCGCUUCAUCAACGACCGCCGAAUUAUUACCUCCUCCGGUGACAUGACCUGCAUGCUGUGGGAUAUCGAAUCGGGCUCGAAAGUGACCGAAUUCGCUGAUCACCUGGGCGAUGUCAUGUCGAUCAGCAUCAACCCAACCAACCAGAACGUCUUUGUCUCCGGCGCCUGCGAUACCUUUGCCAAGCUUUGGGAUAUCCGUACAGGAAAAGCCGUGCAGACCUUCAACGGUCACGAAUCCGACAUCAAUGCGGUGCAGUUCUUCCCUGACGGAAAUGCAUUUGGAACCGGUUCCGAUGACGCAACCUGUCGCCUCUUCGAUAUUCGCGCGGAUCGUGAACUUAAUAUCUACCAGGUCUGGGAUGUUCUACGAGGUGAUAAGGUCGGUUCUCUUAGCGGUCAUGAGAACCGUGUAAGCUGUCUUGGAGUCAGCAAUGACGGUAUCAGCUUGUGUACUGGGUCCUGGGAUUCUCUCCUCAAGGUCUGGGCCUGGUAAAAAAGAGAAAGUAUUACAUAAAAAAACUUGAAAACAGACGAAAAAGAUUAAGAACAGGAUACCCCGUCUCGAAUAAUUUGCAACGCCGCACCUUCAAACAUUUUUUUUUUUCUUCCAUUCAAUUUAGCAUUCGAUGUCUUGAAUGUCCAUCAUUGUACGAUAUUUUUUUCUUUAUUCUCCGAGGCGAUGUUGCUUACCGUUCGACCAUAAUGUGUCAUUCUGGAGUGGGUUUUAAGGGCGAGAAAACCCAGCGAGCGAUACAACAAGGUUGGUUGCGAUAUCUCCGACGACUAUGUUCUUGUCCGGACAUGUUCCACUUAAGGACAAACAUGGAAGGAAGACGCGAACACUUGACUGAGCGUCUGGAUAUUUCUGAUUAUGUCGAUUUAUCAGCAGUGUCAAUGCUGCUUUUGUCAUUAUUUCAUACCACUUUUCUUCUGAAAUAUCUUGGGGGGCUUCCCAAUAUGGGCAUGUCCACAGGAAUGUUUUUUGAAUUGAAUCCUGCCCUCCCCCUUUUUGUCCCUUUGCUUUUGCUACUAUUAUCCUCCUCUUUCUGUCUUGUUUCUCCGUCGCGCAUCGGUAUCGGUAUGCACUUUUGGGAGUGAUUGUAAGGGAGGAUUUGUCUCGGAUUGGCCAUGAUGUUUCCCUGUCGUUGUGUUUGCUUGCCCAUUUCUUUAAUAUCUCCUUUAUUAAUGCAUUACUUCUCAUCGCUGAGCCUGUUUCCCGGUACUAUCAACCUGUCAGUCUUCCCUGGCGUCAGAUUUUCCACAUUUUGCUGAAGAAUAAUUCUCCUUUGUCUAUUGCCUCUCCCUGGGACUGGGUGAGAUUGGGGAAGUAGUAUAAAAUUGAAACCUCCAGCGCCUUAAGGUCUUGGAAACAUCUUCCUUUGUAAGCA